This is a messenger RNA of Acanthaster planci (crown-of-thorns starfish), 15042 nucleotides long. RefSeq lists its product as uncharacterized. Gene Ontology annotation, cellular component: extracellular matrix. The record is from RefSeq and is a predicted model, not a curated record. Lineage: Eukaryota; Metazoa; Echinodermata; Asteroidea; Valvatida; Acanthasteridae. Gene Ontology annotation, molecular function: protein binding.
UUUUCUGCUUGCGCGGUUAACGAAGAAUGGAGAUCGUAAGUGUGGAAUUUUGCAGUAAGCAGUGCCGCCAUGAAAUUGGGCCCAGCUUUUUGCAAACGCCUUUGUCCGACAAACAACGGAGUAUGCAACUUGGAGGAUAAUGGGUGUGAAGGUCGUUUGGGGAUCAUGGAGAAUUCAGGCAGUGACCAUGUAAACAAGAGAAGUAACAUGCAUCAUUAUCUUGAACCAUCUCUUGAGCCUUUUGCUGACGGGAUUCCAGAUGGAGUGUGCACGUUCAGUGGUGGCUCCAUCAGGACAUUUGAUGGCCUUACAUACAACUACCCUCUCAGGUGUCGAAGCAUUAUGGCGUUCUUCAAAGCCGAAAAUCAGUUCACUGUGGACAUUGUUCCCAAGUAUGAGUGCAACGAUAUCAACCAUGAGUGCAAAAGCGCCGUAAACAUCACGAACAAUGUCAUGAUGGUGGAGUUCCUUCCUGGGAGUGUGGUUCAUUACAAUAACAGAGUUGUUAUUCCACCGUAUGGAAAUGAUGGCGUAAUGAUCUUCAAGAGAGGAACAGAAGUGGUCUUUGAAGCAGGAGACGAAACCCGGGUGCUCUUUGAUGGGAGCAACAGCGUAUCCAUCGCCGUAAAUCGAAUCUACCAAGCUGCUGAUGAGGUGCAUAGCCUUAAAGGCCUCUGUGGUAACUACGACAGUGACCCCAGAAAUGACCUUGAAGACCUGUCCGUGGCCGACGUGGCUGCCAAGUACAGGUUCCCGGAGGGCCAUUGCAAGCCGCAGGAUGCCAAGUACCUGAAUCCAUUCGAAAACCUCAGCGACCUGCAGCAACAGGAGGUUCUCCAAGCCUGCAACGAUUUCGCAGUUGACCCGAUCUUCAAAGACUGCAGGGACAAGCUGGUGAUAGAACCAUUCUACUCCUCAUGCUGGUUUUCACUGUCGCUUUGCAUACUGGAAGGCUCGCGUUGUGACAUUUGCAACAUCUAUGCCAAGUUAUCGAAGGCAUGUGCAAGACACGGUAUAGCAGUUGAAUGGAGGUCUGAGUCUUUCUGCCACAUUGAAUGUGAAAAUGGCAUGAAGUAUGUUGAGUGUGGUUCAGCAUGCCCCCGCACCUGCGAAACUCUGUUUUAUUCUGAUGACUGUCCUGAGCCGUGUGUUCCUGGAUGUCAGUGUCCUGAAGGCACAUUCCUGUUUGAGUCCCAGUGCAUUCCGAAGCAAAGUUGCCCUUGCCGCCAGGCAGAUGAAGACUUCCCAGCUGGUGCCAUUAUUAAAGAUGGAUGCAGGGACUGCGUUUGCUGGGAGGGUAUGCUCCACAACUGUACAACCCAUGCCUGCCCAGCAACCUGUUCCAUCUUGGGAGGCCACGCUUUCCGCACAUUUGACGACAGACUCUUCGACUUUGACGGCACUUGCGAGUACGUGUUGGCACAGAAUCAGAACAGGAAUGGCCCGCCCUUCAGCAUCUUCAUGGACAAGUCCAACUGCAGGGGCAAAAGUCUGGGCUGCGUUCCAUUUGUCAGCGUUGUGACUCCGGAUGGAACCACAUAUGGACUACAGGUGGAGGGCGCAGUGUUUGUAUCUAGAGCCAGUGGACCUACCCAGGAGUUGAAGCUACCAUACACAAAGGUGGCUGGCGACAGUAGUAUCACAGUCAGCCGGGUUUCAUCCCUAGUCACUCGCGUGGUGCUGCCACAGCUGGGCAUUGAGCUGUUGUGGAGUAGCGAUAACCGCAUCUAUCUCUCAGUGACAGAGAACAUGCUUGGCAAGAUCCAUGGCCUCUGUGGGUACUUCAACAGGGUUCUGAAUGAUGACUUCCAGCUGCCGUGUGGUUCCACGGUGGCUGUGGCCCAGAACUUUGUCGGCAGAUGGAUCUCCAACGCUCUCUGUAAGGAGAGAGAAACCAGGGACAGCUUCAGCUUCUGCGAAGCCGAGAACUCCUUUGAAAGAAGUGCCAAGGCGGCCUGCGAAUUGCUAAAGAUGGAACCGUUCCAACAGUGCAAUACCAAGGUAGACGUCACCAGAUACCUGAAGCAGUGCCUCUUGGACCGUUGCAAUAACUUUGAAGGUGGCGAGUGUGUGUCUUUCGCCGCGUACGCCUUGGAAUGCACCAAGAUGGGUGAGAUCAUUGACUGGAGAAGCUCAGAGCUGUGCCCCAUCGAAUGCCCCGACAAAAUGGUGUACAAAGAAUGCGGGUCCAUGUGCAGGAUGUCGUGUCGGGAUCUGGAGAAUGUUGAAUCUUGCCAAGAGCAGUGCGUCCAAGGUUGCCAAUGCCCUGAGAAAAUGGUGUACAGUGAUCAACUUGAUGGAUGCGUCUUGGAAUCCGAGUGUCACUGUCACUUCCAAGGAAAUGUUUACCAGCCCGGCAAAACAUGGAAGAGCGUUUGCAAUGCAUGUGUCUGCAAAAAUGGAAUUGUUGAGUGUACCAACAAAAUAUGUACAGCUGCUGAGGAGCAGUGCUCAGGCGGCAAGGUUUAUCUCGAUUGCCAGGAGUGUCAGCGGGAAUGCCGUAACAUCCACCUGGCUUGCAAUUCAAAGACCUGCACCCCAGGUUGUGCGUGUCCGGCAGGCACGGUUAUCACCGAUGAUGACACCUGCAUGCCCGAGGAACAGUGCCCUUGCUACGAAAAUGGGCAUAGCUACCGGCCAGGCGAAACGUUUAAAAGGGACUGCAAUUUAUGCAUGUGUACACCCGCCGGUAUUUUCUGCCACAACAGAGUUUGUCCCGCUACGUGCAGAGGAUAUGGAGAUCCACAUUACGUAACAUUUGAUGGAAAACAGUACGAGUUUCAAGGGGAAUGCAGCUAUGUGUUGUCCUCAAACAACUGCCCCUGGGGGUCACCCGGUCAUGUGAGCUUCACCGUCAUCGUGGAGAAUGUGCCCUGCGGCACCUCCAAGGUCACCUGCACCAAGUCCAUCACGUUCCUCCUCCUGGACGUAGAAAUUCGGCUAAUCCGAGGCGACAACCCACACAUAACCCCAGCACCGCCCACACCAACCAAGGCGGUGUACAGAAUCAAUUACAGUGGCAUAUUUCUCGUCAUCAACACGAAAUAUGGAAUCACGCUGCUGUGGGAUUUCGGCACUUCCAUUUAUGUCACCUUGGAUGGAAGCUACAAAGGGGAUGUUUGCGGCCUCUGCGGUGAUUUUGAUGGCAAUGCUAAGGAUGACUUCAGGUCGCGGCAAGGGGAAGUGGAGGCCAGCGCCAACAUUUUUGGCCACAGCUGGAAGACAGACCCCAGCUGCAAAAUCCCUCCAGACACAGUCCACCCCUGCGAGGAGCACCCGGAGAGACGAGACUGGGCCCAGUUUGCCUGCGGGAUUAUCUUGAAGCCUAUCUUUGCACCUUGUCACGAUUUGGUUGAUCCGACUACGUAUUACGAAAACUGCGUCUAUGACAGCUGUGGUUGUGACAGGGGUGGUGACUGUGAGUGUCUGUGCACCGCCAUCGGCAACUAUGCAGCUGUCUGCAAUUCAAUGAAUACACCUGUUAAAUGGCGAUCAGAUGGAAACUGCGGUAUGCAGUGUGACAAUGGCAUGACCUACCGGCCGUGCGGGGAAGUCUGCCCGGACGAAUGCUACGAAGAUCCAAGUGGUGCAAAGAAAAUAGGAUGUGAGGUCACAUGCGUGGAGGGUUGCCACUGCCCGGAGGGUUUUAAGCUGGUAGACGGCAAAUGCGUGGAUAGCGUCCUAUGCCCGUGCCUGUACAACGGUAAAGAGGUCGACCCCGGGUUUGUUAUCAUCAAAGAUUGCGAGCGUUGCGAGUGCACAGAUGGUGAAAUGGUGUGUACAGAAGUACCUUGCACAACACCAGUGACCCCAGUUUCUGUCACUCCGCCGUGCACCUGUCCUCCCGGUGAGAUUCCAUGUCGUGACUGCUCCAAAUGUGUGCCAUUAGUGGACGUAUGCGACAAAAAUAAUGACUGCGAUGAUGGUUCUGACGAAGACACCUGCGAAUGCGUCUACAGAGAUCACGUCUAUCCGAUUGACGUACCAUUUGAUGGUGAUGGUGCAUGUGAGAUUUGCAAAUGUCCAAAUGGCACCAUGAUACCGAUCUGUGAGAAAAUCUGCACUCUCACCUGUCCCCCUUACGAGAAGUUGUACCUGAACGAGGAUGAUCCAACAAAGUGCUGCGAAUGUGGACCAGUACUUGUACCCACCACACUACCAGUUCCCACAACAGGAACAACAACACCGGUCACAACUGGCACCCCUGGGGAAGUGUGCACCGACAACCUGGAUGAGUAUGACCGUGUUCAAGUCACUCGCUAUGCCUCAGAUGACCCGACACGGCCCAUCCAACCAGACGAAUGGUGGAGGCCCGCAUACCCACCCCAUUUUGAAUCACCGUACGUGGGCUCCUAUAUGGAGGUACGCUUUACGCCAGACACGCGGAUUACGUAUGUGGCCAUCACCAAUGACAUGGACAGCCAAAUCAACAUAAGGCUCAGCUUCAAGUACUCUCCCGAUGGGCAGCACUUCUCCACUAUUGAUACAGACGAGCUCGGAGCAAUUUUUAUUGGAAGGACAAAUGAAAAAAUUCCCCUGCCAGAUAACGUACCGUACAUGCUCAUCUUAAGGGUGUAUCUGGUAGUGGGUCAAGAGAGUCUACCACAAGGCAUGAAGUUCCAGAUAACACUGCACGGCUGUGAAUUGCCCAGAACCACAACACCAGGACCCACCAUUACACCUGUCUUUCCUAACACCACUCCAGAGGAGUGCAACGACGACCUUGACAUCUACAGCUCUGUGUCUGUUUUGCGAUUUGACUCGAUAUCGCAGACUGAGAUUUCACCUGACACCCCCUGGAGCCCCAUAAUCCACUCCACAGAAGGAAACCCUUACAGUGGGGCCGGCCUGGUGGUACUCUUCAGGCCUAAUAUCAGACUGGCCUCCUUUGUCAUCAGAAGUAUUGGCGGGAACUCCGACAAAGCAAAGGUGGCCAUCAAAGUGCUGUUAGCCUCAACGGACAAGUUCAGCCCUAUCAACUGGGAUGUUGGAGACCCUGUUCGAGAUUUCACUUUUGGAGAGAAGAUGUACUUACCGUCAGCUAUUGAAUACAUCACGGGAAUCAAGAUCCACAUUAUCACGUCUUACAAAAAUGAAAGCUACCUGUUCAAAUUCCUCGGAUGUGAGGAAAUGACAACUCCAGCAACCACGAUAGUUACCACCCCAGUAGCAACGACAACUCUUGAGCCUUGUUCCGAUGACCUGGAUGACUAUGAGCCCAUCAAAGUGUUUCGAAUCAACAGGGACAUCCCCUAUCCGAUCGACAAAGAUACUGGGUUUCGGCCAGUAAACCCCCCACUGGAUGAGGACAACCCUUACAAUGGAUCCCAUGUGUCAGUGAUUUUUGUACCCACAGCCGAAGUGACGUCUUUUGUGAUAACAGUUGACCGUGGGAGCCAAGCGGAAGUCACUCUGGCAUUUACAGUGAAGGAGAGUGACUCUUCAGAUGCUGUUCCUGUACACAACAAAAACGGCUCGCUGAUAUUCAAUGCUCCCUCGGGUGCUAAGGUUUCGUCUCCGAUCAACUUCCAAUAUGUUUACCAACUGGAUGUCUAUAUAAUCCAUCCUGACUAUGGCAGCGAAUUUCUCAUGACAUUCAACGGCUGCGAGUACAUCCCAUCAACACCAACGGUCACAGAACCCGUGACGGAAGUGUUAAACCAGACCCAGCCAAUGACGACGAGAGCCCCUUGCGUUCUGAACUGCUUUUGUAAAAAGGACUGUUACGGUAGCGUGACUUGUCUGCCAGAUUUUACACCAUGUCCUCAAAAGUGUUACUGUGAUAAUUAUGGCAAUAAACCGGAUUCCCUCGGCCGCUGCAUCAGUGAACCAACGGAUUGUACAACUACACCAUAUUUUCCCACGGCAACUACCCCAGCUUGUGAGUCUGGCUCAACCAUGUUUCCAGACGAAUGUCAGACAUGCGAGUGCAUUGACGAGAAGUAUGUGUGCCACAAAGACUGCCACAAGACCUGUGAAGAGGGUGAAACUCUUGUAGAAUAUGCCGAUCCAAAUAAGUGCUGCGAGUGCAUCAAAUGUGACGAUCCCUAUGACCACACUGAGGACCCCCAGUGCUGCACCAACGUCACUGAUUGCAAGGUCCCACCUGAGGACUCGGGAUCUGAGUACUGUAAUGCAUGCAAACCACCUCUGGUCUUCAAUGGCACCCACUGCGUGCCACCCACUGAGUGUCCUUGUAUCGACGAGGAUGGCUCCCACCAGAAUGGAGACGAAUGGCAGAAGAACUCCUGCACAAUGUGUGUCUGUCUGGACAGCAACAUCAUUUGCAACAAAACCUGUGACUUGACUUGCCGAAACGAGGAAACCCUGGAGCCUCCCGAUGACGAUCAUGAAUGUUGCUACUGCAAACCGUGCGUUGGAUGCUACUAUGAACCUCAAGAAAAAUGCUAUCCGGUGAAUUCUACGUGGAAUGACAGCUUAUGCAUUAAGUGUACCUGCAAAAGCCCACAUGAGAACAGCUACAUCCGGACAUGCAACAACAUCACGUGUCCUGAUCUUAUCUGCCCUCCGGGAUACGUUGAAGUACACGACGACAAUAAAUGCUGCCCUGAGUGCGUUCCUGAUUGUUAUGCAUACCCUUGCAACUCCCACGAAUGCAUCCCUAUAGAGUGGCUUUGCGACGGGGAUGAGGACUGCCCCAAUGGGAUUGAUGAAAGAAAUUGUGGAACAACCGCUCCUCCCUAUACCACGCCAAUGUUUACAACAGUUGAGGCAACAACAACUGUUCCAACUACAGCUGUUCCAACGACUCCCUUUCCAACAACAAUAGAGACAACCACAUUACCACCACAUUGUCCUGAUGGCCAGGAGGAAAGCGAUUGCUCGUACCUGUGUCGAAAACAAGCAUGUAAUGACGAAAGUUGUUACAGUACUAAAGUGGGCUCGGGCAGCAGCUCCGUGUGCUGUGAGUGCAUGAACAACACUGUGUUUAACGGCGUCGAAUGUGUCCCACCAGAAAAAUGCCCUUGCCGUGACGAGAAUGGAGAUCUGCACGAUCCAAACGAGGAAUGGCAGGGGAAUGGACAUUGUCAGAAGUGCAGAUGUGUAUCAAAUCAAAUUCUGUGCUAUACUGACACCACCUCUCCGGGAUGCGUGCCAACAACCUCACAGCCCACAACGCCAUUGCCUCCGGCCCCAACAACAACGUUCCGGACUACAAGUGUUUCCAUAACGACCGGUGAAGUGACCACUACAGAGGUCAUUUCCACCAUUACUCCAGCGUAUUGCUACGAUGACAUGAACACCAUACCUGAUCUGAUUGUAAGGUAUUAUGACUCCAUCACCGGUUUGGAGGUGCCGAAAGACCAGCCUUGGGCAUCUGAGGGGGAAAACAAAACUUCUCUGAUCAUCACCUUCUCUGAGCCCACGCGGAUAAACCAACUGGAGUUCACCACCACCUCUGGCAGAAAUGUGAGGGUUAAGAUUGGGGUAGCAUUUCAACUUCAUCUGGACCCCACCGUGGUGGAUACAUAUCUAUUUAAUGGACAGCCUCAGUCAUUAAACUCAGGGGAGAGACUUAAUAUACCGACUGAGCCAGAUGUGACCAACGUUUACUCUAUCCGGUUGAUAUUCCACACUACUGACUCCCAGUUAAUAAAAGUGUUUGGUUGCAAGGAGAGAGUUGCAACAACAACUGUAUCAACAACAAGUGGAUCUACAAGUGUCACAGAGGCUGAUUGCCACAUGAAGUGCAUAUGCGACCUGGAUUGCGAAGGAAAACUUGAUGACGACCAGUGUCCCUACGAGGUACCAGAGCAUUGCUAUGGCUGUGCUUGCCCAAAUGAUACACGACCUUGGGGUGCCUAUUGCAUUCGACCCCCUGAUCGAGAGAAGUGCAUGACAACAUCCCAAACCGAGACCACAACUGUGCUGAGGACUGCAACUGAAGUGACAACAGAAGAGAUUACACUCGCUCCAACAACUGAAGUGACAACAGAAGUGACAACAGAAGAGACUACACUCGCUCCAACAACUGAAGUGACAACAGCUGCUCCAACCACCAUAGAAGUGACAACACCUGCUACUGCAACUACUACACCAAUGGUCUGUGUUGAUGAUGUGGACAGCAUCGACGGGCUGCUUGUCAAACGAUACAGCUCCGAUGACCCAGAGACAGAAAUCCAACCAAUGGAACCAUGGCAGUCAGGAAUAAACAACCCAAAAUUCAUCAUGGAGUUCUCCAGAGCCACCCAGAUCACCCAACUGGAGAUAACCACAGCCACUGGACACCGGGUCCUGGUUAAGAUCGGAUUUUCCAAGAGCCCGGAUCGCCCUCCGGUGUUUGACCACUACAUGUAUGGUGGCAGUGUUGUUUCAUUAGACUCUGGUGAACGACUAACACUUCGGCCAGACCAGACUGAUGUUCACUUCCUCCAACUCGAAUUUUAUACGGAGGAGUUACAAACUGUCAAGACCUAUGGUUGCUUAAUACUAGGUACAACAACCGAAAUGCCAGGUGAAGAAUGCCCUCCGAAACACCGAUGCAACUGCACUGGUGACUGUGAGUGGAAUAAUGUGGACCCUACCUGUCCAUACCCACCACCAGAGAACUGCAUUAAUUCGUGUUGUGAGGAAAUCGAUCUAACUAUGUGCUUCCACAAUUGCUCAGCCGGUUACAUUCGAAGAGGGGACUAUUACUGUGUUAAGAGGCCAUUAACAUGUACAACCCCACAGCCAACGACUACUGCUUUAAUUACUCCCCCAGUAACUGCUCCCACCAUAACUACUCCCACGGUAACUACUCCUAUUGUAACUACUCCUGCCAUGACUACUCCUGCCAUAACAACUCCUGCCAUGACUACUCCAGUGGUAACUACUCCUUCCAUAACUACUCCUGCCAUAACUACUCCCACGGUAACUACUCCUGUUGUAACUACUCCUGCCAUAACUACUCCAGUGGUAACUACUCCUGCCAUAACUACUCCAGUGGUAACUACUCCUGCCAUAACUACUCCAGUGGUAACUACUCCUGCAGCAACUACACCUGCAGUAACUACUCCCAUCAUAACCACUCCUGUUGUCACUACUCCCGCCGUAACUACAGCAGGUACAACUGCCAGGCCAACCAUCCCAACAACCCCAAAAAUUUGUGAUGAGCGGUGCGUCUGCGACCUUGACUGCUUCGGCUUGGUGGAGGACUUGACUUGCCCAAACAGAGUGCCCGAGUACUGCCUGACUUGCACCGACUGUCCUGAGGGCACAUAUAAGAGCCAGACAAGAACAUUUUGCGUGCGGCCCAAACCGAUAGAGCUUUGUGUUACAACCCCCGAAGCCACAACCACACCCAGCCCUACAACUGUGGCACCGACUACCACGGCACCCACAACAGAAGUAACCACCGAAGUAGUAACUACUGCUGCACCAACAACAGAAGUCACAACCACUGCCAAGCCAACAACUGCUGAGGAAGUCACGACAAUCAGAACUACAACCCCUGAGGCAACUACAACGCAGAAAACCACAGUGCAAACCACAACAGAGGAAGCCACGACAACCGUCGUAACAACACAGGUCACAACAACUGAAGCGACAACAGCUGCGCCUACAACAACAGAGGCCACAACAAAAGUUGUGACAACCACCACACCUGAGGUGACUACAACUGAGCUGACGACAAGAGCUAUUACAACAACUGAAGUAACUACUACAGCCGCUCCAACAAUGACUGAGGCCACAACUACUCGCUUGACAACAACUGAGGCACCAACCACCUCAGAACAGCCCACGACAAAAGUACAGGAAACGACUACUGUUGUUGUGACGACACCUGAGGUAACAAAAACAGUGGAGACAACAACUGCUGCCACUACUGAGGUAGAAACCACCAGAGAAGUAACAUCAAUUACGACAACACGGGCUGCUACAACCGUUCCUUCAACAACAACCAAAGCAACAACAACUGAGGAAGCUACAACUUCAGUGGUUAUCACAACGACACUGGCAGCAACCACCACUGAGCAGACAACAACGUCCGUUAUAACAAGAGCUCCAACAACUACAGAAGCCCCAACAACAACCAAGAGAACAACAAUCAGACGGACAACUACUGAGGCACCUACAACUACUCUUCAACCAACGGCCACUGCUCAGCCAACAACCACUGAGGCACCUACAACCACUGCUCAGCCAACAACCACUGAGGCCCCUACAACCACAGCUCAGCCAACAACCACUGAGGCACCUACAACCAUUGCUCAGCCAACAACCACUGAGGUACCUAAAACCACUGCUCUGCCAACAACCACUGAAGCACCUACAGCCACUGCUCAGCCAACAACCACUGAGGCACCUACAACCACUGCUCAGCCAACAACCACUGAAGAAGUUACUACCAAAGUUGUUACCACCACUCCUGAGGAAAUCACAACAGAGACAACCACAAUGCAAGCCACCACUGUUGCCCCAACAACUGAGGAAGCAACAACUACAGUUGUCACAACCACUCGGACUACAAAAGCACCCACAACUCCUGCCGUACCUACAACAACUGAGGUUGUGACUACCACAGUUGUGCAGACAACUACACCAAAGGGAACAACCACAGAAGAAACAACUAUGGUGAGGAUCACCACACAGGCUACAACCACAGAAUUGCCAACCACGACUGAAAGGACAACUACUCGUGUAACGACAACUGCAGCACCCACCACCACUGCUCCACUGACAACCACUGAAGAGCUUACCACAGCAGUUGUGACCACCACACCUGAGGCAACCACAACGGAGACUGUCACAGUUCAAACAACCACUGUAGCUCCAACCACUAAGAAAGCAACAACUACAGUUGUCACAACUGCACAAACUACAACAGUGCCAACCUCAACAGCUGCCCCCACAACCACUGAGGUAGUUACUACCACUGUUGUACAAACCACCACUCCAGUGGCAACAACUACAGAGGAAACAACCACAAUGAGAACCACCACGGAGGCUACAACAACAGAAUUUCCAACAACUGAAAGAACAACUACUCGUCUAACAACUACCAAGGCACCUACCACAACUGCUCCGCCUACAACCACUGAAGAGGUUACCACAGUAGUUGUGACCACUACACCUGAGGCAACCACAACAGAGACAACCACAGUUCACACAACUACAGUGGCUCCGACGACUGAGGAGUCAACAACUAAAGUUGUCACAACUACACAAACUACGACAGCACCAACGACGACUGCAGCCCCCACAACCACUGAGAUUGUUACUACUACUGUUGUACAAACCACCACUCCAGUGGCAACAACUACGGAAGAAACAACCUCAGUGAGAACCACCACGGAGGCUACAACAACAGAAUUCCCAACAUCAACUGAAAGAACAACAACUCGCCUUACAACCACUGAGGCACCUACCACCACUACUCCACCUACAACCACCGAAGAGGUUACCACAGCAGUCGUGACCACCACACCUGAGGCAACCACAAUGGAGACAACCACAGUUCAGACUACCACCGUGGCUCCAACAACUAAGGAGUCAACAACUACAGUUGUCAUGACUACACAAACCACGACAGCACCAACCACAAGUGCUGCCCCUACAACCACUGAGGUUGCGACUACUACUGUUGUACACACCACCACUCCAGUGGCAACAACUACGGAAGAAACAACCACAGUGAGAACCACCACGGAGGCUACAACAACAGAAUUGCCAACAACUACUGAAAGAACAACAACUCGCCUAACAACCACUGAGGCACCUACCACCACUGCUCCACCUACAACCACCGAAGAGGUUACCACAAAAGUUGUGACCACCACACCUGAGGCAACCACAACGGAAACUACCACAGUUCAGACAACCACUGUGGCUCCAACAACUGAGGAAGCAGCAUCUACAAUUGUCACAACUAUACAAACUACGGAAGCACCAACCACCACUGCUGCACCCACAACCACUGAGGUAGUUACUACCACUGUUGUACAAACCACCACUCCAGUGGCAACAACUACGGAGGAAAUAACCACAGUGAGAACCACCACUCAGGCUACAACAACAGAAUUUCCAACAACAACUGAAAGAACAACUACUCGCUUUACAACCACUGAGGCACCUACAACCACCAUCCCACCAACAACCACUGGGGCACCAACAACUACUGCCCCACCAACAACCACUGAGGCACCUACAACCACUGCCCCUCCGACAACCACUGAGGCACCUACAACCACUGCCCCUCCGACAACCACCGAGGCACCUACAACCACUGCUCAGCCAACAACCACUAAGGCACCUACAACCAUUGCCCCACCAAAAACCACUGGGGCACCUACAACCACAGCCCAGCCAACAACCACUGAGGCACCUACAACCACUGCCCCACCAAAAACCACCAAGGCACCUGCAACCACUGCCGUACCAACAACCAGUGAGGAAGUCACAGCAACUGUUGUGACUACUACUCCAUCAGCUGUCACUACAGAAACAACUACUGUCCAAACAACCAGAGUUGCACCAACAACAGAAGAGACAACAACAACAACUGUCACAACGACGCAAACUACAACUGCACCAAGUGCUACUGCUACACCAACAAGUACUGAAGUUGUUACUACCUCUGUUGUGCAGACAACUACUCCAAAAGUGACAACCACAGAGGAAAGAACUACAGCAAGGAUAACCACAGAAGCCACAACAGAGGCCCGCACAACUACUGAACGGACAACAACACAUGUGACAACUACAGAGGCACGUACCACCACUACUCCACCUACGACCACUGAGGAGGUCACUACAAUAGUUGUGACUACCACUCCUUUAGAAACCACAACAGAAACAACCACAACACAAAGAACCACCGUUGCACCAACCACUGAGGAAGCGACAACAACGGCCAUCAUAACCACUCAGACCACAAGAGCCCCAACCACCACGGCUGCACCUACGACCACUGAGGUUGUAACGACUACAGUUGUGCAGACAACCACUCCAAAGUCAACAACCACGGAGGAGACAACUACAGCAAAGACCACCACCGAGGCUACAACAACAGAGUUCCCAACAACAACUGAGAGGACAACUACUCAUGUGACAACCACUGAGGCACCAACAACAACUGCCCCCCCUACAACCACUGAGGAAGUCACUGCAACAGUCGUGACCACUACACCUGAAGCAACCACAACCGAGACAACAGUAAUCCAGACAACUACUGUCCCACUAACCACGACACCAGAGGAAUGCGCAGACAAUCUGGACAGUUACGGUCCAGUAGAUGUCAAAAGAGUGACUUCGGAGAACCUGGAUGUCCCUCGUCCUCCUGAAUACUGGUGGAACCCGACCAACCCACCAACAGAUGAAUCCAACCCCUACGACGGUUCCUUCCUGUCCGCUGAAUUCACUCCAGUUGCCCAGGUGACCUCCCUUGUGGUAGUCAGCAAGGACGACACAGUUCAAGAGAUCAAAAUUGCCAUACUGGUCUCUCAUAAGCCAACCGGUUCACUGACCCCUCUCAGAAAUGGGGAGCAAGCACUGUUUGUCAGUAGCCCAGGAAGUAAAAUUCAUCUGCCUCCUGAUUUGCUGUAUGUCUCAACUAUGGUAGUCUUCAUUGUUAAUCCAAGCUCGUCCGCUGGCUUCCAAGUGGUUUUCAACGGCUGUGAAGCUGUUGUUCCAACAACGCCACCAGUUACCACAACAAGGGCAACCACAACUGUUGUAACGACGAUACCAACAACUCCCACACCGCCCACAACUGUGAGAACCACAUCAGUUGUCACUACCACUCCCACCACAACGACCACGGAGGAGACAACCACUGUUGUAACCACAACAGAGGAAACUACUACAGAAGCACCAACAACAACUGAGAGGACCACCACUCGAGUGACAACCACUGAGGCUCCCACAACCACGGCUCCACCAACAACCACCCAAGAAAUCACCACAACACUUGUGACCACUACACCGGUGGCAACCACCAUGGAGACAACCACCGUCCAAACAACAACCGCACCGUCUACUACAACCCCCGAGGAAUGUUCAGAAAAUCUUGACGAUUACCAGCCAGUGGAUGUCCAACGGAAAACAUCAGAUGGCUCACAAGUACAGCCAACAUACUGGUGGACCCCCACCAAUCCACCCAGGGAUCCUUGCUACAACAACCGAGGCUACUACAACGGCUGUCACAACUACAACAACUGCACCUCCUACAACCAUUGUUACUACAACUGUCAUUGUCACCUCCACUCCAAAGCUCCUCCAACAAAAACGGAGCAGACUACCUCUCGGAUAACAACAACUGAGGCACCAACAACCACUGCCAAACCAACAACCACAGAGGAAGUCACUACAACUGUUGUCACCACUACGCCUUUGGUAACCACAACAGAGACAACAACUGUCCAGAAAACCACAGGUGCGUCAACAACGACUGAGACAACAACUACUCGUGUGACAACCACUGAGGCACCUACAACAACUGCCCCACCUACAACCACCGAAGAAGUUACAAUGACAGUUGUCACCACCACUCCUGAGGCAACCACUGCAGAGACAACCCAAGUCCAAACCACUGCAGUACCUCGUACCACAACUGUGGAGGAAUGCGCCGAAAACCUCGACAGUUAUCCCCCAGUGGAUGUCCAAAGGGAAACCUCUCAAAAUCCAGGCGACUAUCUUCCUCCGUCAUACUGGUGGAAUCCCCCGUCUCCACCUAUACAUGAGAUGUAUCCGUACGACGGCUCCUACCUGACUGCCAUAUUUACGCCCAGGGCGCAAGUGACAUCAGUGAUUAUCAUCAGCGAUGCUGAAGCCAUGACGCAGGUGAAAUUUGCAGUGAAGGUCCAGUUUAGCCGAGGUGGCCAAUUCAGCGAGGUCCACAAUGGACAGGAGUACCUGUUUGUUGGCGAGCCUGGCACAAAGAUACAUCUACCUACCGACUUGUCUGACGACAGUCCAAACCACGACGAAAGAGGUGAUAAGCGAGGCGACAACACUGAGUCCAACGACAGUACCUUCACCGACAACCACAACACGAACAACAACUAUCCUUGCUACAACGCCAGAAACGACAACAACUGA